Rotaria sp. Silwood1 is the source of this 2274-nucleotide messenger RNA. Lineage: Eukaryota; Metazoa; Rotifera; Eurotatoria; Philodinida; Philodinidae. The record is from the annotation of a GenBank genome assembly.
AUGACUGCUGGUUCAAUAUCUGCUCCGUCAAUAAUUCCAUUACGUGUUGGAUAUGCACAAAAAUUUUCCAUUGAUACAAAUACAUUGAUUGAAAUACGUAGUGAUACAAAUGAUGUUGAUAUUUAUUAUACAUUAGAUGGUUCAAAACCAGAUGCAUUUAUAACAUUAGCAACACGACGUUCGACUAUACAAUAUAAAAAACCAUUUUAUAUACCAAGAGAUAUAGCUAAUACAGGCAAAGUAACAGUUAAAGCUAUAGCUGUAUCACGUGAUGGAAUACGAGAAAGUGUUAUAGUAACAAAAAUAUUUGAUGUUAAAAUUAUUCCAUCAGAUCAUUCAUUAUCGGAUGAAUAUGAAAAUCGAUAUUUAUAUGAAUUACAACAAGAACGAAAGGAAUUAAUGAGAAAGAUGCAAAAUGAAAAUGAACAAAUGCAACAAAAAUUAUCUGAAUCAAUGCGUCGUUCAACAAUUGAUUCAUUAGUACAAGAAAAUCCAACUAAUUAUACAUAUUCAAAUUCUCAAAUACAAAUAAAUGUUUUAAGAUGUGCACAUUGUUUUGCACCUAAAUCAAAUGAUUUAUAUACACGAUUUUGUACGGAAUGUGGUCUACCUUGGCAAAAACUAACUCAUAAUCCACCGGAUAAUUAUUCAACUAAUAUAUGUACAAAUUGUAAAUCUACUAUUCCAUUUAAUUCUAACACAUGUGUUGUAUGUGAAACACCAAUAUCCAAAGAACCACAACAGCGACCAACUUCUCAAAAUCAGACAAAAAUUCUAUGUCCUCAUUGUAAAUCAACAAAUCCAAUACAUUUACGAACAUGUUAUAUUUGUGAAAAUGUAUUAAUGCCAACAUCAACACCACCAGAAAAACGAACUUCAAUUUCAAUUCCAACAAUAUCAAAACAAACAAAUACAAUGAUGAUAACAUGUUCAAAAUGUUUUCGUUUAAAUAAUCCUAAUGCUCGUUUUUGUGAUUGGUGUGGUGCAUAUCCUGAACAUAUAUCUACAUCAAUACAAUGUACAAAAUGUCAUACAAAUAAUGAUUCAUUUGCAAAAUUUUGUUCAUCAUGUGGAUGUGUUAUUGAACCACCAUUACGUGUUAUUGAUACGCGUCUUAAAAACGAUUUGAAUAUUUCAUCUUCAUCAAUGAUUGCUAGUACAUUAACACGUAAUUCAGUUAAUCCUGUAUGGCUUAAUGCAAAUACAUCAUUAACUAAUUAUCAUCAAUCAUAUUCAACAAUUAAAAAAGAAGCUGCAACACAAACAUAUGGAAUUUAUUAUCCAAGUGCAAAAGAUAUUGAUUUAAUUAUAACACAAAAUAAAAAAUUAUUAGCUGAAAAAGAAUUAAAAGAAUAUCGUCCAAUAUUAACAUCUACAAGUCCAGGAAAAGGAUAUUGGCGACAACAAUUAGAUCAUAUUUGUGCUCAUUUAAAAACUUAUGCAGUUAAUCGACCAGAUUUUCAAUCAUUGAUUGGUGAACCACGUAUGGGUAAUAUGAUUCAUGCAACUGUACAUGAAAAUGAAUAUCAAGUAACUAUACAAACAGUAUUUCGUAAACCAGAAAAUCUUUCACAAUCACCAUUUUUUAUUAAUGAAACAAAUGAAUAUUAUCCAAUAGAUAAUGAACGAAGUUUACCAUAUUCAAAUACAAUUUAUUCUGAUAAUGAAUAUCCAAGAGAAAAAUCACAACGAACAAAAGUAAAACAUCGUAAUAAAAAACGACCACAAUCAGCUAAUACUAUUACAAAAAAUAUUGAGAGUUCCACUCAUGCAUUAAUUCGAUUAUUUGAAAAAAAAAAUAAUAAUUAUAAUAAAAAAUCAUCACAUCAAAUCGAUAUAUUAAAAGAAGUUCAACGUUUAAUAAAAGAAAAAGCUGAUGUUAAUGUUAAAAAUAAAGAAGGUUAUACGAUUCUACAAUUGGCUAUACGUAAUGGAUAUUAUGAAUGUUUAGAAACACUUAUUAUAGAUGGAAAAGCUAAAUUAGAUAAAAAAGGACCACGAGGUAAUACAGCAUUACAUGAAUGUUGUUUAUUAGGACUUGACGGUGCUGAACCAUUAAGAAUUCUUCUCAAACAUGGAGGUGAUGCGUCUUGGUUAAAUGAUAAAAAUGAAAGUGUUACUGAUAUAGCAGCAAAACAAAAUUGUCCAGAAUUAUUUCAAGCUUUUUCUAAAUAUCAAAGUGAAAAAAUGCUUAAACAACAUAUGAAAAAUUCUUAUGAUGAUCAUACAAGAAUAAAAACUAUUCAUGAUCAUCAUUCAUCAGAAAAAUUAUAA